CACCCAAAUUACAUUUGCAAUAUCCACUACUUUUCUAAUAUCUUUUUUUUCAUUAUGGAAAUGUUUAGCAAAAUUGCAUGCAUUGUUGUUUUGUGCAUGGUUGUAACACUAGUUGCACCCCAUGCAGAGGCAAUGACUUGUGGUCAAGUCACAUCUGGUGUGGCUCCUUGUCUCCCUUAUCUUACCGGCCGCGGCCCCCUCGGAGGGUGCUGUGGCGGAAUUAAGGGUCUUUUGGGUGCAGCCAGGACUCCAGCUGAUCGAAAAAUGGCAUGCAAUUGCCUAAAAUCAGCAGCUACUGCUAUUAAGGGCAUUGAUGCUGGUAAAGCUGCUGGUCUCCCUAGGGUUUGUGGCGUAAACAUACCUUACAAGAUUAGCCCCUCCACCGACUGCAAUAGGGUUCAGUAAGGCCGAUGAUCAGUGCAAUAAUAUGGAAGUAGCUAGCCAGGUAGAGUUUCAUGAAGAGAUGGAAGCAUAAUAAAGAUAUGGGGUGGAGUUAGUUUGAUCCUGUUUUACUUAUUUUGUGUUAUUUAUAGUUAAGAGUGUUGUGAUGAAACAUUUGGGGUUGGUUA
Messenger RNA from Solanum pennellii, 569 nucleotides. Its product is annotated as non-specific lipid-transfer protein 2-like. The record is from RefSeq and is a predicted model, not a curated record. Bases 55 to 405 code for a protein of 116 amino acids. Gene Ontology annotation, cellular component: membrane. Gene Ontology annotation, biological process: lipid transport. Lineage: Eukaryota; Viridiplantae; Streptophyta; Magnoliopsida; Solanales; Solanaceae. Gene Ontology annotation, molecular function: lipid binding. The transcript is spliced from 2 exons.